Gossypium arboreum is the source of this 1579-nucleotide messenger RNA. RefSeq names its product probable E3 ubiquitin-protein ligase RHC2A. Gene Ontology annotation, molecular function: ubiquitin protein ligase activity. The transcript has a single exon. The record is from RefSeq and is a predicted model, not a curated record. Gene Ontology annotation, biological process: protein ubiquitination. Gene Ontology annotation, cellular component: cytoplasm. Lineage: Eukaryota; Viridiplantae; Streptophyta; Magnoliopsida; Malvales; Malvaceae. The coding region runs from base 278 to 1258 and encodes 326 amino acids.
GGCCAAAUUCUGUUAAGAAGUUAAACUUCCCUCUUUUAUUCCGCCAAACUAACACAAAACAAACAGUUCAAACCUCAAUAGCAAAUUAACAUGUUAGCAAACGUUUACAGCGUAACUAUCACUUCAACGCGCUCUUUUGGUUUUCCCUUAACCAUUGUACAUAUAAAUCAAUAUUUCUUCCUCUCUUUUAAUCACCAUCAACUCUCAUCUCCUUCUGCCCCCAAAAUGUUUCCUCUUUUCGGAAAUUAGUAUUCAAUUUCCCUUUACUUCUGUUACUAUGGAAUCAACGACGUCGUAUUGGUGUUACCGUUGCAGUCGAUUCGUUCGGAUUUUUAACCGAGAUCCCAUCGCUUGCCCCGACUGCGACGGCGGAUUCAUCGAAGAGAUCGGUUACCAUCCUCACGCCGAAUCCCGUCGCCUCGGCACCAAUAGAUUCCAAGCUCUCUCCAGGUAUACCAGCUCUACUCCUGCUUCCACUAGUCGGUCUCCUUUCAAUCCCGUCAUUGUCUUACGCGGCGGAGCCUCCACUUCCUCAACCGCCGGGGAGAAUUCUAAUGUUGAGCAUAGCAGGGGAGGGUUUGACCUUUAUUACGACGACGGUGGUGGGGCAGGUCUUCGACCCUUACCCCCGACUAUGUCGGAGAUUCUAUUAGGUUCGGGGUUUGAGGGACUACUUGACCAGUUAUCCGAAAUGGAAAUUCAGAACAUCGGGCGUUACGAAAACCCACCGGCAUCGAAAGCGGCGGUGGAAGCAAUGGCAACGGUGGAAAUAAACGAAACCCAUAUUCUCAACGAACUUCACUGCGGGGUUUGCAAGGAGCCAUUCGACUUGGGAACCCAAGUCCGAAACAUGCCCUGCAAUCAUUUGUACCAUUCGGAGUGUAUACUCCCAUGGCUUGAGUUACGAAACUCAUGCCCCGUUUGCCGGAAUGAAUUGCCGGCAGAAACCGGUGGUAGGUAUGCGGAGGAGGGGUUGAGUAUUUGGAGGCUACCGAGUGGAGGGUUCGCGGUGGGAAGGUUUACAGGCGGAAGAAUGGGAAGGGAGAAUAGAGGGGUGAGCGUCAGAGGGGAAAGAGGAGGGGUUCUGGGAAGGGUGUGGAGGAAUGUGGUGGGGUUAUUUGGGGGAUCAAGUUCAGCUGCUGCAACAAGGCUGGAUUCAGGGAUAAGUAGAAGCAGUAGGCUUUCCUUUAAUGCUACUUCAAGGAGAAGAAGAGGUUGGGCUGUUGAAGUUGAUCAUGACAGAAGAAGAAUAUGGUAAUUUUUUCUCAAUUAUCACAAAAUCAUUGUAAAUUAUGAUAUCUUAUUUGAUUAGGAUUCGGGUUCUAUAUAUCUUUGGAUAUAUAAUAGGAGUAUAUAUACCAGCUUAUGAGGUUCAGAUUGCUGCAGUAGACAGUAAGAUAUUAACUCAGCUAUGAUGUAGUAGAUUGAGAUAAGAAGAAUAAAUGCAAAGGAGAUGGAUUCUUUUUUUAGCAAAUGAUCAAGCCUGUAUUUUCAUUUCCCUUGUGAGGGUCAUCUUUUAGCUUUAUUGGAGUGAAUGUGGAUGUUUAUUGGGGAAUGUCAUGAUCCUUGAAUUCACCCA